Molecule: messenger RNA, 2165 nt
Organism: Electrophorus electricus (electric eel)
Lineage: Eukaryota; Metazoa; Chordata; Actinopteri; Gymnotiformes; Gymnotidae
Gene: aatf
Product: apoptosis antagonizing transcription factor
Biological process (GO): regulation of transcription by RNA polymerase II
Cellular component (GO): nucleolus; nucleus
Source: RefSeq, a predicted model, not a curated record
GAGAGCGCUCGGACAGCGUGGGGAGAAACAUGUCUGCUUCGAUAUCGCAGCAGCUUUCCGAUUUGUUGAAUCCCUUGCCAAAUUUCGUAGAUCCUGAGGACGACCAAGAUGAAGAGACCAAAGCUAGAGUCAUAGACCGUUUUGACGAAGACGAUGAAGAAGAGGACCUGCCGUGCGCUGGUCUGCGGAAGCGCACCACAGCUUUACUGGAGGACACGGACACGCGCUAUCGUGGCCAGCGGACGUCGCGCAGAGAUCUACGGAAAGAAAUGGACGCUUCCUCUGAGGAAGAUGAUGAGGGUGAUGAGGAAGAAGAUAGUAAUAAUGGAGAUGUGAAUAAAGAAGUGGGAGAUGAGGAAGAAGAUGAAGGUGAUGAUAAUAGUGGGGAAGAGGAGGAAGACCUUAACAGCGAUGACAUUUCACAAAUAUCUCACUCAGUCUCCAAAAUGAAAGCAAGUGACAUGAUCCUCCCUAAAGUAACGGACUUCCACAAACUCACUGAAGGCAUGGAUGACCUGGGAGAGAGUGAGGAUGAGGAGAACGGUGACACGGAUGAAGAAGGAGACAGUGAAGAAGGCUCAGAAGAGGAAAAUGGCACUGAGGGUGAGGUGGAUGAAGACGACUCUGGAGCUUUGAUGACAUUUUCAAAGGAGAAAGUGGAUGAAGAGGUGAAAAAGGGGGAAGCAGUGAGAAAUCAGCUUGCUCUUUGGGACCUGUUACUUGAAGGACGAAUCAAAAUGCAGAAAGCCCUUCUGAUGGCCAAUCAGCUUCCACAGCCAGACACCUUCCCAGAGUUCAAGAGCAAGGGUGGGCCAGAGUAUGCCGGAGCAUUACAGAACAGUCACAAGGCCCUGAAGGCGCUGCAGCGCUCCCUGCUGGAGCUCCAGGACCUGCUGCUGUAUCAGAGCCCCGACACCAGAGGCAUCGCGCAGGGCAAGAACUGGCCAGGCCACAGAAAGGCCAAAGAUGACGAGGAGGUUAAUAGCAGUGACGAACCGAUCGAGGAUGACGACGGUCAAGACACGGCCGCGGCUCCGAGCGGACCCCCCAAACGGAAGCUGGACGUGGCGGAAUAUCCGGACUUCAUGGCCAAGCGCUUUGCAGCCUUCCAGCCGUACUGCGAUGACACCCUGCAGAAAUGGUACGACAAGACGCGGCUCACCACAGGAAAAGCCAAGGGCUUUGGGGCGUUUGACAGGAAUAUCCUGACGCAAGUACAGCAGGUGCUGGCGGAUAAGGAGCGUUUACUGAGGCGCACGCAGACACGCCGCUCUGACUACAGAGUUCUGGGAAAAGCACAGGCUGUCCUCAGCGCCCCCACAGACCCUGAGGCAGCAGACUUGGCCCUCAAAGCUAAUGUGCACCUCAAAGAUCUGGAUGAGGAGAUCUUCGAUGAUGACGACUUCUACCACCAGCUCCUCCGGGAACUAAUCGAACGCAAGACGAGUGCGGCAGACCCCAAUGACCAAGUAGCCAUGGGCAGACAGUGGCUGGCUAUCCAGAAGCUUCGCAGUAAGAUAAAAAAGAAGGUUGACACCAAAGCCAGCAAAGGCCGAAAAGUCAGGUUCCACAUUCACAGUAAGUUGGUGAAUUUCAUGGCUCCCAUGGACCACAGCAGCAUGGGCGAUGAGGCUCGGUCAGAGCUGUACCGCUCUCUAUUUGGAUCCCAGCUGCUCCACUAAAGGAUCCCACGUCAACAGACGGACGAGCGUCCUUGCCGAUCCCACGUCAACAGACGGACGAGCGUCCUUGCCGAUCCCACGUCAACAGACGGACGAGCGUCCUUGCCGAUCCCACGUCAACAGACGGACGAGCGUCCUUGCCGAUCCCACGUCAACAGACGGACGAGCGUCCUUGCCGAUCCCAAAUAAUCAACAGACGGACGAGCGUCCUUGCCGAUCCCAAAUAAUCAACAGACGGACGAGCGUCCUUACCGAUCCCAUAAUCAACAGAUGAAGUAUGCUGACAUACUGCAACAGCCAGGACCAGAACGCCACUUUCUGUAAAGACGUGUGUGCAGUGGUUUGGAUUCUGAUUUUAGGAAUAUUAGGAAUCCAAAAUUGUUUUGUAUGUUAAAGUUAAAUCCAAUAAUCCAUAUGCACUUUAUUACUAGACAGAACGCCACUUUUGAAUGUGUCUGUAUUAAAGUACCAUUUUGUCGGCCA